This is a messenger RNA of Triticum urartu, 3096 nucleotides long. Lineage: Eukaryota; Viridiplantae; Streptophyta; Magnoliopsida; Poales; Poaceae. The record is from RefSeq and is a predicted model, not a curated record.
CGUGGGGGGGCGCGGGCCGGCGGCUCCGACGCAAUGCGUCUGGCUGAUUGCGCCGGCGUGCCGGUUCUUUGGCCGGGGGAUUCCGAUUUAGAUGCGCUUGCGUGCGCGCGGCUGAUGGGGGGCGUGCGGAUUUGGUUUGGGGGCGGACCCGCGAUCGGACGCCGGUGUCGCCCCGAUUGGGCGGCUCUGGUGCUUGGAAUGGAGGGAUAUCGUUGGGUGAUAGGGAAUCGGGCCCUGAUUUUGGCUUCGUUUGCUUGCCACCCUGCUGAUGUACGGCGAUAGGUAGGCUGUUAGGUAUUUCUUGAAUUGGGGGGCGGUGGUAGUACAGGGGGGCAUCAGAAUUGGAAUUUGAUCCUUGGAAAAUGGUUCAGAUGUUUCUUGGGUUGGUUUACCAUGGAACUAGGGAACUUUGGACUUGAUUUUUAUUCACUUGAUGAUUUGCUUUGUGCAAGAAUUCUCAUGGAUAGGUUCAGGCAUGUGCAGUGGGAUCUGAUUUCCUCCAUGAAAAAUCUGUUGCAGGAUUCUUAAUAGGUUGUAAGUUAGCUGACCAUUUUUCUUCAGGGGGUUUGUGUUGUUUAGGUUUAUAUGCUGGCAGAGUCCUUUAUUUACUAGUGUGCAAAAGUCAAAUUUAUUAGACGGUGCUACCGCACUUCCGCGCGAAUCCAUCAUCUUCUUGUUAUACCUGGCAUGCCGUGCAUGACCAGGCCCAGGGUCGUUCGUGCGCGGGAAUGAUGGGCGAACGUUAAGAUUCCCAUAUUUGUUCAUGCUGGGAUCUUGAAAAAGAUAUUAGAAUGCUGAGAAUUAGUUGUUUCCCAUUAUGAAUUAGUUUACUCGGAUUUCAUAGGUGCAAUGCUGCUAUUUACACUGAUGUUAUAUCCCUGCCAUAGCCUGUGACCGGCCUGCAAUUCAUUUUGUCAAUUUACCUUACCCAUCAAUUUGCCUUAACAGAUUAUGAAUUAAUCCAUUUAUUCUGUGUGUAAUUCUUCCCCAUCUUACAUAAUCCAUUUGCGCCAUACUGUAUUUUUUAUUGGAUGCCAUAUCGAUAUGUACAAAUGCCAGCCUUUGUCACCGGAAAACCAAUGUAUUGUUAAAAGCUGUUUUCCAUUUUACUAAGUUGCAAGUGGCAUAAAAUUUGUGUGGUUUUGUUUCCAUGGAAGGCUUCCAUAGUUUUUAUCAAACCGUUGCCUUUUCACUUCAUCAAGUUAGUACUCACCUAUGAGUACACCUCCCCAGGACAUGCUCCUCAAUGGUAAUAUUUGUAACCUCUUGCUUUGGUUUCCAUUCCAGCGAGCAGCGAUGCCGGCCACUCUGAGCCAUCAUGCAGCACACCUGUCUAUCAGAAGGUGUUUCGCCCUGUUACUCGGUCUAUGACCCGUAUACCUCCUGCGGUUGCUGCUACACCUGAUGCGAAGAAAAGAGUCGAUAGCACAAGCAGCAAUAGAAGUACUCCAGAUGCUCGCUUUAGUAUUCAGUUAGCUGCAGCACGGCCCACUGCAACCCGUGCUCGAACCCCUCAGGAAGUGACUAAAUCUGCUUGGAGACCUCUUACUCAGCCUGCUGUUCUGAGUGAAGACCUGAAGCGAGCAAGUACUCCUGCAGCCAACCCUAAUGCCAAGCGGUCCAGAGUUACUAACUCACAGGCUGCUAAAGAUUCAGCUUCUAAAGUUAAUCAAAAUGUUCGCAGUGGUAAAAAGAACAGAAACGAAGAAUGCGCUAGUCAGGGUGAUCAAUCAGAUGGUGCUGUCAUCCCAUCUCCACCAAAGAAGCUGCAGAGUGGCAAGGGCUCUUCUAAUCUAGUUUCAAAAAGGAAAAGCACUAUCAGAAGCAAGGGUGCUAAAUUAGCUGCUCCGCUGCUUAUGGGGAAUCCAGGAACUGAACUUGGAAAGGAUCCUGCCAGUGUUGAUUCCUUGCCUGCACAGCAGCUGCAACUUGAGAUUGCAAAGAAGUCGGAUGCCAUUACAGAAGCUAUUGCCAGUGGAACUAGCCAAGUCAAACAGUCAGUUGGUGCAGCCAACACAGAAGCUAUUUCCAGUGGAACAAGUCAAGUCAAUCAGUUGGUUGCUCCAGCAGUUACAGAUGCUGUUGUCAGAGGAAAAAGGCAGGCUGAUCAGUUGGUUACUCCAGUCAUUACAGAUGCUGUUGUCAGAGGAAAAAGGCAAGCUAAUCAGUUGGUUACUCCAGUCAUUACAGAAGCUAUUGGCAAUAGAAGAACACGGCAGACCAGUCAGCCGGUUGCCCCAGUCAUUACAGAAGCUAUUGGCAACAGGGCAACCCAGGUCAAUCAGUUUGUUGCUCCAGUCGUUACAUUGCCAAGACAACAAUUACAAAACAAUAUUCAACAGAAGCUUAGCAAGAUAACUCUGCCCACAAGCCAGGCCAGCGUCCUGGCUGGUGCUACUGGCCCAAUGGUGGUACCAAAGCUAGAAAUCGGGAAUGCAAAUGAGUCUUCCCAUGCUGUGUCGAGUGCUGCUUACAGGAGGGCACUGUUAAUCAAGCAGCAAGAGCAGCUUCUGCAGCAAUAUAAGUUGGUGAAUUCGCAAGCGCAGCUUCACAUCAAGGGUCCUGCUCUGUUUGAGGAUGAUGAAGCGCCAGAGACAGAGCCGCUGGGAACAAGGUGCGUGCUCUGCAAGCUCGACCUUGCGUUUGAGGCUCAUGGGGGCGCCGCCCACGAUGCCUCCGCUCCCCCUGUCAUCGCUGUCCUUAGAUGCCACCAUACAUUCCACAGCAGCUGCAUCGAGGACGUCUACGGCCUCGCUGAGCCCGCGCAGUGUAUUGCGUGCCUCGACUGCGAGACAGCACACUGAUCUUCAGCCAGUAGCACCGAUCUGUGUGGCUGAGCUGCGGUGUAGGGGCUUGAAAAGAAGGGUUCUGUUAGAAUGCAUAUAUAGAUGGAGUGUUGUUGUCUCUUCUGUGCUGGUAGAAAUAUUAUGUGGUGGCUUGCUUGGCUCAGAUCAAAGUCGAAUUACCCCUUUUGCCCUUUCGCUUUCGGUGGUGUAAUUAGCAUUAGCAGGCUUUUGAUUUUGAUGGGCAGCCAGUUAAACCGUCGGACACCAUGGAUGCUUCCUUUUCAUAGAUAUAUAUACAUAUUGACCUGCA